AUGUCCUUCUCCAGCCUUGUCCAGGACCUCAGCCUGCGCGACAGCCAUGACUCUCGCCGCCCCGGCCUCGCCCCCCCCUCUGUCUCUACUCUCGAUGAUCGAAACUCGCACCUGUCUCGAGCCGUGUCCUACACCAGCACCGCUGCAACCAGCGUGAGUAUCUCUGGCGACAUUGGCAGUCAGCUGCACGGUGGUUAUUUCCAUCCUCUUGCUCGCUCCUGGCAGGCAGAGCGCCAACUGACCAAGUCCAUGUUCAUCUAUCCUCUCUUCGUCACCGAUCGAACCGACGACAUGAACCUAGUGCCCUCCCUUCCUGGACAGUACCAGCUUGGCCUCGGCAAGCUCGUUUCCUUCCUCGAGCCCCUCGUUCGCAAAGGUCUUCGCUCAGUGAUACUCUUUGGUGUUCCCAUGAAGCCCGGUACCAAGGACGCUCUUGGCAGUGCUGCCGAUGACCCCGAGGGUCCUGUCAUUCAGGCAAUCCGCCUCAUUCGACGUCGUUUCCCGCAAAUGUACAUCUGCGCAGACGUAUGCCUCUGCGAGUACACCUCCCACGGCCAUUGCGGAAUUCUGCGCGACGACGGGAGCCUGAACAACCAGCUCUCGGUGGACCGCAUCUCCGACGUUGCCGUUGCUUACGCCAGAGCUGGAGCCCACUGUGUCGCUCCCUCGGACAUGAACGACGGACGCAUUCGAGCCAUCAAGCUCAAGCUGAUUGAGGAGGGUAUCGCACACAAGACCACCCUGAUGUCGUACUCGGCCAAGUUUUCCGGCUGCCUCUACGGCCCCUUCCGCGACGCUGCCGGUUCGGCUCCAUCCUUUGGCGAUCGCAAGUGCUACCAACUUCCCCCCAGCGGCCGCGGCCUUGCUCGUCGGGCCAUCGCGCGUGACAUCAGCGAAGGCGCUGAUAUCAUCAUGGUCAAGCCCGCUGGUCAGUACCUCGACAUCAUCAGCGACGCCAAGGAUCUGGGCAAGGACCUGCCCAUUGCAGCGUACCAAGUCAGUGGGGAAUUUUCCAUGAUCCACGCCGCUGCCAAAGCCGGUGUCUUUGACCUCAGGACGGCUGCGUUUGAAGCGACGGAGAGCAUUCUGCGGGCGGGUGCCACCAUUGUCGUGAGCUACUUUACUCCGCAGUUCCUCGACUGGUUGGAGAACUAG
Messenger RNA from Ustilaginoidea virens, 1155 nucleotides. RefSeq lists its product as uncharacterized. Gene Ontology annotation, biological process: heme biosynthetic process. Gene Ontology annotation, cellular component: cytosol. The transcript has 2 exons. Lineage: Eukaryota; Fungi; Ascomycota; Sordariomycetes; Hypocreales; Clavicipitaceae. The record is from RefSeq and is a predicted model, not a curated record. Bases 1 to 1155 code for a protein of 384 amino acids. Gene Ontology annotation, molecular function: porphobilinogen synthase activity; zinc ion binding.